This is a messenger RNA of Candidula unifasciata, 720 nucleotides long. Lineage: Eukaryota; Metazoa; Mollusca; Gastropoda; Stylommatophora; Geomitridae. The record is from the annotation of a GenBank genome assembly.
AUGUCCGCAGGCAGCAAAGCAAAGAUGAGCAGUGCCAUAGAGCCCAUAGACAAGCGAAAGAUCUUCAUGCAGUGUUUUCUCUCGAAGGGUAUCCUCAGCGCCACGGAAGUCAAAGAGCUGUUAAUAUUUUGUGGUGUACCAGUAGAGUCAAAGUCAGAUAUGGCUAACUUCGUACUUAGUGUUAAUGCAUCCCUAGCACCUUUCCAUCUUGAAAUCAAGAAAGGCAUUCAGGAGGAUGAUGGAGCCAGUUUUUAUUGUCUGGUCAAUACUGUUGAAAGCAGCAUCUCUCGGAUGUCCUCCACAUACUCCUCCACUGAACUGGAGCUGUUUAAAAAGUUGGUUGAACAGAUUGUGGAAACAGAUGAUGGAAAGCUUGGGUCUCUGGCAGCCUUGAGUUUGACAGAAAAACUGGACAAGCGUAUGGGCAAGGAGGAAGCAGAAAACUUCUUUGACCGGCUUGAAAGAGACAAGUGGAUUAAAAAGGAACUGGAUGGAAAAAUCUCAUUGUCAGUACGCAGCAUCGUUGAGCUAGACCAGUAUCUCAAGGAUAUGUAUCCAGAUGUGAUCCGGAUAUGCUAUAUUUGUUCCAAAUUGUGUUUAUUAGGUGAGAACUGUGACAGUUGUACCAUCAAAAUUCACAAAAAGUGUGCCCGGACACUGUUUGAACAUUGCACAGAGAAACGAUGUCCGGACAAGAACUGCAGAUCUGUGUGGGGAUAA